This is a messenger RNA of Podospora anserina S mat+, 1518 nucleotides long. RefSeq lists its product as uncharacterized. Lineage: Eukaryota; Fungi; Ascomycota; Sordariomycetes; Sordariales; Podosporaceae. Gene Ontology annotation, molecular function: calcium-dependent phospholipid binding; calcium ion binding. Gene Ontology annotation, cellular component: cytoplasm. The transcript has 2 exons. The coding region runs from base 1 to 1518 and encodes 505 amino acids. The record is from RefSeq and is a predicted model, not a curated record.
AUGUCUUACUCAGGAUACCCUCCGUACGGCCAACCCCCUCCGCAACAAGGGGGUUACUACCAGCAACCACCGCCCGGCCAGCAAUACGGCGCUCCUCCUCCUCAAGGCCAGUACUAUCAACAGCCCCCUCCCCAGGGCUACGGACAGCCUCCCCCGCCUCAACCAUACGGUGCCCCCUCGCCCCAGCCAUAUGGCGCGCCAUCACCACAACCAUACGGCGCUCCCCCACCCGCCCAGCCAUACGGUGCUCCUCCACCUGCCCAACCGUACGGCGCUCCUCCCCCGGGCCAACCGUACGGCGCUCCUCCUCCGCAACCGUACGGCGCGCCCUCCCCGGCUCACCAAUACCCUGCUCAAGGUGCUUACGGCGCUCCUCCUCCCCAGCAAGGAUACGGUCAACCCCCACCACCUCAAGGCGCUUACGGUCAACCUCCUGCCCAGUACACACAGUACGGCCACCAAUAUCCCCCGACACCUGCCUCGCCAGGCUAUGGCCCCCCUCAAAUCAUCGCUUGGAGCCCCGAUGCCGACGCUCAGGGCUUGCGGGCCGCCAUGAAGGGCUUUGGCACAGAUGAAAGAGCUCUAAUCCGCAUCCUCGCCAACAAGGAUCCCCACCAGAUCCGCACCCUCCGCGACGCCUACAGCCGAAUCCACCGUCGCGAUCUCGAAAAGGACAUCAAGAGUGAAGUUUCCGGUUGGUUCGAGACGGGCCUCAUCUCCAUCGUCCGCGGCCCUCUCCUUCACGAUGUCCACCUUUUGCGCGAUGCCAUGGCUGGUAUUGGCACAAAGGAGGCGGUUCUGAACGAUGUCUUGCUUGGCAGGUCAAACGCCGAUAUGAACGCCAUCAAGAGUGAAUAUCACCGCGUGUUUAGAAGGCGUCUUGAGGAUGAUGUCAAGGGUGAUUUGAGCAUGAAGACGGAGAGGCAUUUCAUGAUUGUGCUGGGGGCGACGAGGGCGGAGGACUCGGCGCCGGUGGUGAAGAUGGAGAUUGAUAGGGAUGUGAAUGAUCUUUAUAAUGCGACCGAGGGCAAGGUCGGGACGGAUGAGAUGAAGGUGUGCAGUAUUUUGAGCACGAGGAACGACAACCAGAUUCGGGCUAUUGCGUAUGAGUACCAGCAGAAGUAUGCUAGGAGUUUGGAGGAUGUUAUUCGCAGGGUAAGUUUUGCCAUACCAUAUGUUCUUGUUUUUUUUUUUUUUUUUUUUGGUUGUUUACUGACGUCAAUAUUGCAGGAAUUCUCUGGACACAUGGAAGAUGCUCUUCUUUUCCAGCUUCGGCAGGGACUCGACAAGUACAUGCAUCAUGCUGCGCUCCUUGAGGAUGCUAUGGCUGGCGCUGGGACCAAGGACCACCUUUUGACCAGCCGCAUUAUCAGAUAUCACUGGGACCGCACUCACAUGCAGAACGUGCGCGGUGCCUACGAGAAGAGAUAUCACAGAAGUCUCGUUAGCAGAGUCAGGGGUGAAACCAGUGGUGAUUAUGAGAGGCUGUUGCUCGCCUGUCUUGGCGAGGCUGUUUAA